AUGGCUGCUAGAAAGCCAACUAAUUUGGCCAAGGUGGGGAAUGUUCAGCAGGAAAGGGAUGAGUCUCCAGCUGCCUUUUUAGAACGGAUCAUGGAGGCUUACCGUACCUACACCCCCAUGAAUCCAGAAGCUCCUGAAAACAAGGCAGCUGUGAUCAUAAGCUUUGUAAACCAGUCGGCCGCGGAUAUUAAAAGGAAACUACAAAAAGUAGAUAGGUUGGGAGAGAAGAGUUUACAGGAUUUACUGGCAGUGGCAGAGAAGGUGUACAAUAACCGAGAGUCUCCAGAAGACAGGCAAGCUCGCGUCGUGGCUGCCUCUAGCAGUAGGCAAGCUCGGGACCUGGCUAGGGUCCUGCUGGCUACGACCAUGGACUUCCCCAAGGAGCGAGACCGUCGCUUCCGACAGCUUGCAAGCAAUAAAGGAAGAGGUAAGCAGACCACCCAAGAAGGGAGGCGGGGGCUACGGAAGAAUCAAUGUAAGUUUUGCAUGGACAUAGGGCACUGGGCUCGAGAGUGUCCGAAGAAGGGUUCGGACCCCCUCCCCGAGCCCAGGAUAACUCUCAGAGUGGAGGGGACUCCUGUUAACUUCCUUGUUGACACCGGGGCACAACAUUCGGUCCUCCGUACCCCGCAAGGAAAACUGGCGAAUAAAAAGUCCUGGGUGCAAGGAGCAACUGGUAUGAGCCAGUAUUCAUGGACUACCCGAAGGACAGUAGAUUUAGGAACAGGCCAGGUAUCCCACUCUUUCAUGGUAAUACCGGAAUGCCCCUACCCACUAUUAGGACGGGACCUACUGACCAAAAUUGGAGCUCAAAUAACUUUCAGACAAGGGGGGCCUCAGGUCACCGAUGAGGAGGGCCGCCCCAUUCAGGUCCUGACCAUGAGGCUAGAGGAUGAAUAUCGCCUCUACCAGAAGACUUCCCUGGUGGAGGGCAGUAUGGACAAAUGGCUACAAGAAUUCCCAACAGCAUGGGCAGAGACAGGAGGGGUGGGGCUGGCCGCCCACAGGGCCCCAGUCCUAGUAGAACUAAAACCAGGAGAAGGUCCGGUAAGAAUCAAGCAGUACCCUAUGCCUCAGGAGGCACGGAAGGGGAUUCAGCCUCAUAUCAGGAGACUGAAGAGCUUGGGGGUGUUAGUUCCCUGCCAGUCUGCAUGGAACACUCCCCUACUGCCGGUUAAAAAGCCCCAGACAAACGACUACAGGCCAGUACAGGACCUCCGAGAAGUAAAUAAAAGAGUUAUGGACAUACACCCAACAGUCCCAAACCCGUACACUCUCUUGAGCUCCUUGGCACCCUCUAAAGUCUGGUACACGGUAUUAGAUCUGAAAGAUGCCUUCUUCAGUCUACCCCUAGCACCUCAAAGUCAGUCCCUGUUCGCCUUUGAGUGGCAUGACCCAGAGGAGGGCUUCAGUGGACAGCUGACUUGGACACGCCUACCCCAGGGGUUCAAAAACUCGCCCACCAUCUUCGACGAGGCGCUGCACGAGGACCUGGGUGAGUACAGAAGGGAACACCCCAACCUCACCCUCCUCCAGUACGUAGAUGACAUCUUGAUUGCUGCAGACACAGCCAAGGACUGUGAGCGGGGGACCCAAGAUCUAUUGGCCACCCUGGGGGCCUUAGGGUACCGGGCAUCCGCGAGGAAGGCUCAGUUAUGUCGAGAAAGGGUGAGUUACCUGGGAUACAUCCUGGAGGGCGGGCAGCGGCGGUUAUCGGAUGCCAGGAAAGAGACUGUUUUGAAAAUCCCUACUCCCACCUCCCGAAGAGAAGUAAGGGAAUUCCUAGGAUCGGCCGGCUACUGCCGCCUCUGGAUACCGGGUUUUGCCGAAAUCGCCAGGCCCCUAUAUGAAGCUACCAAAGAGGGAAAGGCGUUUGACUGGACUGAGAAAGAUGAAGCUGCCUUUAGGCAGUUAAAGAAGGCCCUUCUAGGUGCCCCAGCCCUGGGCCUGCCAGAUAUUACAAAGCCCUUUCACCUCUUUGUGGAUGAACACAAAGGGAUAGCGAAAGGGGUCUUGACUCAAGCUUUAGGCCCCUGGAGCCGCCCAGUGGCUUAUUUGUCCAAGAAGUUAGAUCCUGUAGCUGCCGGCUGGCCACCAUGCCUGAGAAUUAUCGCGGCAACAGCGCUCUUAGUCAAAGACGCCGACAAACUGACCCUGGGGCAGGAAAUCUGGAUUACAACCCCACAUGCCAUUGAGGGAGUCCUGAAGCAGCCUCCUGACAGAUGGAUGAGUAACGCUCGUAUAACCCAUUACCAGAGCCUCCUACUCAACCCUCCAAGAGUACGGUUCCACCCCAGUGCGGCCCUCAAUCCCGCUACUUUGCUGCCCGACCCUGACUUAGAUGCCCCACUACACGACUGUGCGGGAAUCCUAGAGCAGGUGCAUGGACUCCGGAAGGACUUGACCGACCAGCCCCUCCCUGAUGCAGAGGCCACCUGGUUCACGGAUGGGAGCAGCUUCGUGCGGGACGGGUGCAGGUACGCGGGUGCAGCGGUGGUCACUGAAACGGACACUGUGUGGGCGGAGGCCCUGCCCUCCGGGACGUCAGCCCAGCGAGCAGAACUCAUCGCCCUUACUAAGGCACUGACGCUGGGGGCUGGAAAGCGGCUUAACGUUUACACAGACAGCCGUUAUGCAUUUGCUACAGCUCAUGUCCACGGAGCAAUCUAUCAGGAGAGAGGGCUGCUGACGGCAGAGGGACGGACAAUAAAAAAUAAGCAAGAGAUUCUCGAUCUGCUUGCAGCCUUAUGGCUUCCUGCCAAGUUAGCCAUAAUCCACUGCCAAGGGCACCAGAAAGCUGAUGACCCGGUAGCAAGAGGUAACCAAAAGGCUGACCAGGCUGCGAAGGCAGUAGCCCUUACCUCGGUCCCUACCAUGGCCUUACAACUCCCAGACCCAGGGGACCCAGUCUUACCAGACCAGCCCAAGUACUCCCAGGAAGAAUUGCAACGCAUCAGAAAGCUCCCCAGAGCCCAUGAAAUAAAGGGAUGGUGGCAUACACCAGAAGGGGAACUCAUACUACCAGACCGGCUCGGGGACACGGUAUUAGAACAUAUGCACCGGUCUACUCACCUGGGGACCCGGAAAAUGAAGGACUUAAUUCGACAUGCUGGGAUCAAGAUUCACCAGCAGGAUACCAAGAUAGAUCAGGUUGUAUCUGCCUGCAAGACCUGUCAACUCACAAACACAAGAGCUGGAUCAAAUGAAAGAGGGACCAGGCUCAGAGGCACCAAACCGGGAGCACAAUGGGAAGUCGACUUCACUGAAAUUAAACCAGGGAAGUAUGGUUAUAAAUAUCUUUUAGUAUUUGUAGACACCUUCUCUGGCUGGGUAGAGGCAUACCCAACCAAGCAUGAAACAGCUCAGACGGUGGCCAAGAAGCUGCUCGAAGACAUCUUACCCAGGUAUGGUUUUCCUGCUAUGAUAGGGUCCGACAACGGGCCAGCCUUUAUUUCACAGGUAACACAGGUAGUAACCAGGGCUAUUGGGGCAAAUUGGAAAUUACAUUGUGCUUAUAGACCCCAGAGUUCAGGUCAGGUAGAAAGAAUGAACAGAACUCUAAAAGAGACCCUUACCAAAUUAACCAUGGAGACUGGUGGGGACUGGGUGGCUCUCCUACCAUAUGCCCUUUACCGGGUAAGGAACUCCCCUUACACCCUGGGCUUUACUCCCUAUGAAAUCAUGUUUGGCAGGCCACCCCCUAUCAUUCCUAACCUUAAAGCUGACCUUCUCGCUGAAUUUGAAAAUCAAGAACUAUCUCUUUCUUUGAGAGGGCUCCAGAAGGCACAUGAGGACAUUUGGCCACGCCUCCGCGCCAUCUACGAAGCCAGCCCAACCCCAACUCCUCAUCAGCACAGACCAGGAGAUUGGGUCUACGUCAGAAGGCACCGCCGGGAGACCCUAGAACCACGUUGGAAAGGUCCCUACACUGUGGUGCUGACCACCCCCACCGCUCUCAAGGUAGAUGGCAUCGCGACCUGGGUCCACCACACUCACGUGCGGUCAGCGGAUCCAUCCAUGACCCGGAAAGACUUCAUCACCAAAUGGAGCAUCGAUCGAGAUCAAUGCAACCCGCUCAAGCUCAAGCUACGGCGUGCUCGACCUGCCUGAUGCCGGUAACAUGGCUCGCGAUCACUCCUGUCA
Messenger RNA from Myotis daubentonii (Daubenton's bat), 4143 nucleotides. RefSeq lists its product as uncharacterized. NCBI's taxonomy places the organism in Eukaryota, Metazoa, Chordata, Mammalia, Chiroptera, Vespertilionidae. The coding region runs from base 1 to 4110 and encodes 1369 amino acids. The record is from RefSeq and is a predicted model, not a curated record. The transcript is spliced from 2 exons.